AUGUUGAGGUCGGCCUUUGAGGGCCGUGCGCCGGUUCUGCUCUUCGACUACCAUCCGGCCGAGCGUGAGAUGGAUCCGGAUCGAGUGGUGGCCACCUAUGAGGCCCGCAGCCGCACACCUGCCUUCUGUCACGCAACCUGCGUGCACCGCUACAACGCAGUGCUCAACAGCUUCCGCCAAGCAGGACUUCCGGAGGUUUCUGCCGAGGACAAGUGGACUCUGCUGUGGGGCGGAACACCCAGGCCGGAGAGCCUCCGUGAGUUCCUGCCCUUCCAGAAGAC
Molecule: messenger RNA, 281 nt
Organism: Effrenium voratum
Lineage: Eukaryota; Dinophyceae; Suessiales; Symbiodiniaceae
Source: the annotation of a GenBank genome assembly